Messenger RNA from Nycticebus coucang (slow loris), 2882 nucleotides. RefSeq names its product thrombopoietin (gene THPO). The record is from RefSeq and is a predicted model, not a curated record. Gene Ontology annotation, molecular function: hormone activity; cytokine activity. Lineage: Eukaryota; Metazoa; Chordata; Mammalia; Primates; Lorisidae. Gene Ontology annotation, biological process: thrombopoietin-mediated signaling pathway; cell population proliferation; positive regulation of hematopoietic stem cell proliferation. The coding region runs from base 1301 to 2296 and encodes 331 amino acids. The transcript is spliced from 6 exons. Gene Ontology annotation, cellular component: extracellular region.
AGAGAGCCUGAGGAAGAAGAAGGAGAGGGAGAAGGGACGUCAGGCCAGGAGGCCUCUGAGGACAGAGACUAUGGGGAGACUGAGAUUGAGGGAACAGCAAAGGAACUAGAUCCAGGGCCAAAGGAAGAGGGGGGCCAGUGGGGGAGGUAUUUGCAGAGGAGGUCCAGCAGCUUCUUUCCUAAGACAGGGACACAUGGGCCUGGUUAUUCCUCUUGUCACAUGUGGAAUGGUCGGAGAUGGAAGAGAGAGGAAGAUAGAGCAAGCAAAGGAGGGCCUGAGCACAGAGAUAAGCGUGCACAGCUGUCCAAGCAGAACAGCACCUGGACCCAGGUUUAACCAAGUGCCCAGAAGUGCAUACACACAUGCAUGUGCCCCUAUACCUUACAGUCCUCUCAAACCAUCCACAACUUUUCCCCAUAACACUGACCCUUGACAAGAUCAUUCUCUAAUACAGGCAAUAUCCAGAUUGCCACUCACUGGGUAGAGAAGGCCUCAAGGACCCAAGUGCACAGCAGGCAGCACUCUGGAGGGCAGAUGGGUAGGAAGACACGUGGCGUUGGGGCACAGCCAAAGGGAGAAUGACAAGACAGGGAGAAUGGGAAGAAAGGGAGAAUGACAAGAUAGGACUCCUUAGGGGAUUACGGAAGGGAAAAGCAGGAAAGCAAGAGUCUUAUUGGAUUUUGGCAGCAGGUGUAGUAUCCAAGAAAAAGAAAUUUAGAUAGCCAGAGACUGAAAACUCCACCGAUCUAAAACAAGAACUCUGUUUCUCUUCUCCAGGGACAAAAAUGUCCUGCCAGUUUCCUCCUGGGAAAAGUCUCUACUCCUCUCCCAUGUCUUUUCCCCUGCCAAGUUCCAUGUUUCCCAUCUCCUUGGAAAAGUCUCCCUAUCCAAAUCUUCCCUGUGGUCGGUGUGGGUGGAGGAGUGGACCAUGGUCCAGGCAGGGGCUCUAGGGAAGAAAAGGCGUCACUUCCGGGGGCCUUCACCAGUGUCUGGUGGCUCCCUGCUCUGAUUGGGCAGAAGUGGCCUGGGCAGGCGUGUGACCCCACUGCCGUGGAGGGGCUAUGCCCCAACGCCACAUGUCUUCCUACCCAUCUGCCCCCCAGAGUGCUGCCUGCUGUGCACUUGGGUCCUUUAGGCCUUCUCUACCCGGAUAGAUUCCAGACCUUCUUCCUCAGCUCACCUUUGCCACACCCUACUCUGCCCAGAAGUGCAAGAGUCCAAGCCGCCUCCAUGGCCUCAGGAAGGAUUCAGGGGAGAGGCCCCAUACAGGGAGCCACUCCAGCCAGACACCCCAGCCAGAAUGAAGCUGACUGAAUUGCUCCUUGUGGUCAUGCUUCUCCUAACUGCAAGACUAACUCUGUCCAGCCCGGCUCUUCCUGCCUGUGACCCCCGACUCCUCAAUAAACUGCUUCGCGACUCCUAUGUCCUUCACAGCAGACUGAGCCAGUGCCCAGACGUUAACCCUUUGUCUACACCUGUCUUGCUGCCUGCUGUGGACUUUAGCUUGGGAGAAUGGAAAACCCAGACGGAGCAGACCAAGGCACAGGACAUUCUGGGAGCAGUGACCCUUCUGCUAGAGGGAGUGAUGGCAGCACGGAGACAACUGGGACCCACUUGCUUCUCAUCCCUCCUGGGGCAGCUUUCUGGACAAGUCCGCCUCCUCCUUGGAGCCCUAGAGGGCCUCCUUGGAACCCAGGCCCAUCCUCUGCCCUCAGCUUCCUCCACAGAGCAGGACCACAGCUCACAAGGAUCCCAAUGCCAUCUUCCUGAGCUUCCAACAACUUCUCCGAGGAAAAGUGCGUUUUCUGCUGCUUGUAGGAAGACCCACUCUCUGUAUCAGGCGGACCCCACCCACCACAGCUGUCCCAAGCAGUACCUCUUUAUUCCUCACACUGAACAACCUCCCAAACAGGACUUCGGGAGUGCUGGAGACAAACUCCACUGUCUCAGCCAGAACUACAAGUUCUGGACUUCUGAACAGGAGGCAAGGACUCAAAGCCAAGAUUCCUGGUCUGCUGAACCAAACUUCCAGAUCCCUGGACCAAAUCCCUGGAUACCUGAACAGGACACACAAACUCUUGAAUGGAACUCAUGGACUCUUCCCUGGACCCUCACUCAGAACCCUAGGAGACCUAGACAUUUCCCCAGGAACAUCGGACACAGGCUCCCUGCUACCCAGCCUCCAGCCUGGAUAUUCUCCUUCCUUGACCCAUCCACAAACUGGACAGUACACACUCUUCUCUCCUUCACCUGCCUCACCUACUCCAGCAGUUCAGCUCCACGCCGUGCUUCCUGACCCUUCUGCUACCAUACCCAACUCUACCAGCCCUCUUCCAAUUGCAGCCCACCCUCACUCCCAGAAUCUGUCUCAGGAAGUAUAAGGUACUCAGGCACCACCAACAUUAGCACUGAAUCUCACGUGCCAUUCCAGUCCCUGGGGACAGUCCCUGGGAGACACCUUCAGCUAUUCCAGAUUGCCUGAUUUCACCUGAAACCAAAACCCUGGAAAAGGGCGAUAAAAAGGACAGGAAAGGGAUCAUUUUUUCAUUGUACAUUUUAAAUCUUUAGAAGCUAUUUUUUUAAGCUAUCAACAAUAUUCAGAAGAGCAGCUAGUUAUCUUUGGUCUAUUUUCUACACAAAUUUGUAGCUCAUUCUCUAUAUGCUUUCUCAUAAUAAUUCUGCAAGGAUCUGGGCUGACCUGGCCUUUGAACAGAGGCUGAGAUUAACCUUUAUAUCAGAAAAGAAAGGGUAGUUUCCUUUGCUUCAAGUUUAAGGCCUUCUGAUGCUCCAUGUCCUUCACUACCAUUCUCAGUGGGAAUAUCAUUUGAUCCCCUAUUCUUAAGAGAUACUUAACUCUUGAGAAAUAAGUUGUCUCUCAGAAA